Messenger RNA from Perognathus longimembris pacificus (Pacific pocket mouse), 2815 nucleotides. It is a transcript of the gene Rmp64, whose product is annotated as nucleolus and neural progenitor protein. The record is from RefSeq and is a predicted model, not a curated record. Gene Ontology annotation, cellular component: nucleus. Lineage: Eukaryota; Metazoa; Chordata; Mammalia; Rodentia; Heteromyidae. Gene Ontology annotation, biological process: positive regulation of Notch signaling pathway. The coding region runs from base 63 to 1763 and encodes 566 amino acids. The transcript has 9 exons.
CCAGGCUGCUUGGCCUAGCGGCGCCCGGCUCCGCCCACCCCAGCCCUCCCCCGCCGCUCAAGAUGGCUGCUACGGUGCUGCCGGGUCUGGAGCCUUGGAACCACGUGAGGAUCCCCAAGGCGGGGACCCGCAGCACAGUGGUAGUGCGGGACCCCAGAGCCGCCCUGAACAUUUGCAUUGCAGCUGUAAUUAAAGAAUGCCAUCUCAUCACACAGUCACUGAGGAGCCAAACCUUACAACAAGAAGAAGAUGUGUUAUGCGCAGUCCUUUACAGCAAUCACAACCGAAUGGGCCAUCACAAGCCCCAUCUGGCCCUCAAACAGGUUGAACAAUGUUUGAAACGUUUGAAAAACAUGGAUUUGGUGGGCUCAAUUGAAGACCUGUAUGGGUUGUGUUCUUCCAAAGAAAAGCAGCCUGUACCUACCACAGCGUGUGCCAUUCCCAGCCAACCAGUGAUGGAGUUUGUGCUGAUGAAGGUUUUGGGUGCCUGUAAGUUGCUACUCCGCUUGUUGGACUGCUGCUGUAAGGCAUUUCUCUUGACUGUGAAACACCUAGGAUUGGAAGAAUUCAUCAUUUUAAACCUUGUGAUGGUCGGGCUGGUAAGCAGAUUAUGGGUUCUAUACAAAGCUGUUUUAAGAAGAUUGAUUUCUUUAUAUGAGUCAUUAUUUGGAUUACUACAAGAAGUCUCCAAGAUUCAACCUAUGCCCUACUUCAAAGAUUUCACCUUUCCUUCUAAUAUUGCUGAAUUCCUAGGACAGCCCUAUCUUGAACUCUCUAAGAAAAAAAUGCCUAAAGCUUUUUUGUCUAAAGGAGUAACUAAGUUGCUAGAUAAACUAUUUUUAACAAAAGUAAAAUUGCCAAAGUCAGGUGAAGACACUUCACUUAAAAUAUGCAAAACAGCUAAACAAAUGAAAGCCAACAUUCAGGAUGUGGACCUUGGACAGCCAGUAAAAAAGAGUAAAAAGGUCAUUAAAGAAAAUUCAUCAGGAUUUGAUGUGAGGGCUUUCUGCAAACAGCUGAGAAACAAAGCUAUUCAGGAUGCUAGCUCUGAGUUUAAAUAUUCUCAAUCCAAAUUGAAGACAAGCAAACAUCCUUCUUGGAAGGUGACAGUAACUCCCCAUGUCAGACGUUUUGUACAAAGGUUUCGAGAAGCCAGAACUUUCACCCAGCUUUCUGAAGAAAUCCAGAUGGCAAUUGCAUGGUACCGAAGCAAAAAACAAAAGGUUCGGGCUAUGUAUUUGGGUAACAAACUUCUUAAAAGUAACCGGCUGAAACAUGUGGAAGCUCAAGGUUGUAGUUUGCCCAAGAAACUGGAGUGCAUAAAAGCAUCCAUUUGCAACUGCCUUCUUCGUGGCUCUGGUGUCAACAUUUCAAAGCAUCUUAGACAAAGAAGAUCACAGACUAAAUUUUCACUGAGACAAAGGAAACCACAGAGAAAGUUGCAGCCAACUCUAUUAAAGGAAAUUCAGCAGUUUUCUCAAGGGACUCUGCAGAGUGCUAUGGACAGCAGUGCUAAGUGGAGGUGCUCAUGCCUUGCAGCACAGGAAACCAAUCUGUGCUCCAGCAAUAAGCAGCUUUUGAGUAGCAGAUAUCCAGAUCCCAUCAUGCAGACUAAGGAGAAACAGGUUCAUAGAAAUCUCACAGGAAGCAAUGAAAACAAAACUGACUCAUGGACAAACAUGCACAUAAGCAAACACAGUACGUCAGGAACUGUUAAGGAAACAGAUGACAUUGAUGACAUUUUUGCUGUAAUGGGAGUUUAAAUGUUCAUUUGUAAGACUUUAAGAAUUAGUGGGCAGGUUCUGCUGUUUUAAGAGGAACUACUGAGAUCUGGAAAUACCAUUGGCCCAGUGAGGAGCUGUGUCAGUGCGCUUGGUAUAGGAGGGCAUUUCAGCUUAAUAAACACUUAUAGUUGUUCCACUUAAUCAGCCAGGUAUGCAGGUGUUAAACUUGAAAACUCCAUCACAGCCUACCUGUGAGAAACAUUUCUUGAUUGAGGCUGAUAGGUCCUUGAAAACUUGAAUAGUUUAGUUCCUGGAGAAUAAGACUUAAGUUUGCAAAAUCCUCCAUGCCUUAAAGGAGCAAGAAUGGAGAGGGAUGUCAAGGAGGCACCCUAAACAAUUACUUUUGUCUUAUUUGCUCCACUGUGGAUUGGUCUGCCAGUGUUACUUCUGUAGUCUUGUUUAUGAACUGGAAUGGGCCACCAAAAGGAAUCAGAUCACAGCUAUUAUUUCUCUCCAUUUGAUCACCUUACCUCAUAGGACAUAAAAAAUGCUUUUGGGGUUUCCCAGAAGGUUUUAUUUUCUUUAAGUGCUAAUGUGAAAGUGAAAUAAGUGACAAAAUGUGCCCAGGGAUAGAAGGCUAAUCAUCAUAUAUUUAAAUUUGGUGUUGAGAUUGAUGCGUGUACAAGCUGUGAGAGGAUCUUAACAUAUUUCUAAAUAAUGCUGUGAGAGGUAUCUUUCAAAUUCUUUAGCCACUAGAAUUAAGUUCAUACACCUUAAGUUGUUUAUUUACACCAAAUAGAUGUCAUAAAAGAAAAAGGUACUCUGGUAAGGCCACUCUGUGAUUUUCUCUAUAUUUCCUUCCUACUUAUUACCCUGCUUUGCCCUUCUGCUUUCUGCAUUUCCUCACAGGAGACUUUGAGUCUCUUGGUGGGUUUUACAAAGAUUAAUAACCAUGGAUCAGGGAAUGGGGCCAGAUGUUGGCAUGCAUAUUUAGCAGGGAGCCCAGGUGAUUUUGAUGCAGGUGGACUGAAAUCCAGAGUUAAUAUGUAAAUGCUGGCUUUCCGGUGUUAGCUUGUCUCCUGAAACUUUGU